This is a messenger RNA of Drosophila willistoni, 4462 nucleotides long. It is a transcript of the gene IRSp53, whose product is annotated as probable serine/threonine-protein kinase yakA. Gene Ontology annotation, biological process: positive regulation of actin filament polymerization; actin crosslink formation; plasma membrane organization. The record is from RefSeq and is a predicted model, not a curated record. The coding region runs from base 818 to 4165 and encodes 1115 amino acids. The transcript has 13 exons. Gene Ontology annotation, cellular component: cytosol; nucleoplasm. NCBI's taxonomy places the organism in Eukaryota, Metazoa, Arthropoda, Insecta, Diptera, Drosophilidae. Gene Ontology annotation, molecular function: protein binding.
UUUCGAUUGUAAGUCAACUUUAAAACUUUUCGUAACGAACUCGAAUUUGAAAUAUUUUAAAUUUUUGGAUUUACAAAACAUUGGGAUUUUCGAAACAAAAGCAAAAAGCGCCAUAUCUGGAAGCUCUUGUGUAUGUGUAAUUCGGUAGAGAAGUCAACAAAACAGAAACUGAAACUGAAUCAAGACUACGAAACGUUGUCGUCGUCGUCGUCGUCGUCGUUGAAAAGCAGUUGGCCCGUUUUUAUCGUGCUGGCAUUUAAUUUACUUUAUUUUGGUUACGUGGUUUUUGGGCCUGAAAUCUCUAACUUGGCGUUGAAGUUGAAGUUUUGGAGCUAACGUCGUCGUCGACGUUGUUGUUGUUGUCUGGCCGCGGCCGAAAAAGAAAGUCACGACAUUUAAAGCGGCAGAAACAAGAUUUCCAAGAUUCUGCAACGAAAGUCAAAGUUACAAGUUUACUUCAAAAGACCAUUUUGCCCUCCUCCCUCUCACCCUCCCCCUUCUUUGGUUCGGUUGCACUGCACUAGUGUGUGCAUGUGUGUGUCCGUGUGUGUGUGUGUGUGUGCCACAUUUAGAAAGUGAAAAUCGAGUGCAAUCGUUGUCGGCAUAUAUUUUUUGGCCUGGUCUUUGCCUUUGGGCGCUGACGCUGCAGUUGAAAGUGAAUUGAUAUAUAUAUAUAUAUAUACAUAUACGGUCGGUCUAUCGGUAGCCGUUGUUGCUGCCGCCUUAACAUACAAACCAUCCAUCUCCAUCUCCAUUUCCAUUCAUCAAUAAGUGGCCAACGACCACGGCGCAGCAGACAGACAAAAGUUCAACAACAAUGGAGGCCGAAGAAAUUACCAAACUUGUUGAUGGCGUUUAUAGGAAUAUACUCGAUCGUUUCAAUCCGGGUGCAAGGCAACUAAUCGCAGCGGGCAAAAGUUACCUCAAGGCAUUGCAUGGUGCUGCAACCGCCUCGCGUCUAUUCAAUGAAGCAUUGGCAAAGAUUGCAAUGAACGCCCAGCAAAGCGGAACGGGCGAUAUUGGUUCAGCUUUGAUGAGCGUUGUGAAUGUUAACAAAGAGAUACAGGAGCAACAGAUGAAUAUUCUGAAAGCCUUCUAUGUUGAUCUAUUGGUGCCAUUGGAGACAAAUCUUGAGAAGGACACAAAAGUUGUGCAGCAUGAGCAAAAGAAAUUUCUGCAGCAGCACAAAGUGCGCAUGGAGAGCUACCAGAAGGCCGUCUCCACAAUGAAAAAGCAGCGCAAGAAAAAGGCAACACCCGAGAAUACCGAAAAGGAGCUUAGGAGUCUGCAACUGCUAGAGGAUCAGAAAAAGAAACUGGAUGUAUUUUGCGACCAAAGCUAUAAGAAUGCCAUGACACAGGAGCGUCGUCGGUAUGGCUUUGUCUUGGAGCGUCAGUGUUCGAUAGCCAAACAUUGGAUGGCCUAUCAUACCACCGGAAAAACAGUAAUUGAUAAUAAUUUCGAAAAUUGGCAAGAAAUUGCUGCUUCUCGUGAGAUCAUUCCGCCGGCCGCAUACGAGAGCGGCUAUAGCAACAAUAACAAUAGCAGCGGCAGCAGCAGCAACAACAACAACAAUAAUAAUAACAGCAGACGAUUGGAGCGUAUCAAAGAUGUGGACGAUGAUCAUCAGGGUCAAAACCAUGGCGCCCAGUUAAAGAAAUCACGCAGCAUCGAUGCCCCCUACGGCGAUAUGCGUACAUUGCAUGAGCGUGAGAAUAUGGCCGGAAUAUUGGGUGGCAGCAGUGGAGGAUCGGCUCAUUAUGCCCAGAAUUCAUUGCCACGCGCCAAAUCUGAUUUUAAUUUGGCAUUGAUUGGCACAGGACCAAUGUCGGGCAAUAAACACAAAAUUAUUGAGGAGCAACUGACACAGCUUAGCGAUGAUCGUGAUCGUGAUCAUGAGCGUGGCGAUCAACGUCCAUUGGUUAAGGCAUUGUAUGCCUAUAUGCCCUCUGGUGAGAAUCAAUUAUCCUUCGAAGAAGGCGAUCGCAUUGCUUUGGUUGGCGGCAAGGCCAAGGGCUGGCAAUUCGGUGAGAAUUUGAGGACUCAGCACUUUGGCUGGUUCCCAGUUGCCUAUACCAAUGCUGAAAGCGGCGGUGAGCUGGUGCCAAUCGGUGGUUUGACCAUGUCUGGAGCUGGACGCCGUUAUGAGAAUAUGCACAUGAGUUAUGAGCGCAAUGGCGCCUCAUCCAGUGGCCUAAGAAGCUAUCAUGAUCAGCAGCAGCAGCAGCAACACAAUCAAUACAUAUCCGAGGAAAAUGAGACGGCAACCUAUCGUCGUCGUCGCAAUCACAGCACAGAGGAAUCCUCUUCGCCUACCCGUAUGUUUGGCGAUACCAUUAAACAGCAAAAGAAAUAUCGUGGCAUCAGUUCCGGUGGUGGCAAUCCACGUCCUGGUCCACCACCCACAUUGCCAGCUCCAGUGCCAAAUGGUGGCCAGCAGCAGCAAAGUCAGACGUCACGCAUGUUGAAUAGCUCACAGAGUUUUUGUGCCACCAAUGGAGUGCCAGCUGCUGUUGAGCGGCGUAAGCAGAAGCUAUUGAAUGGUGUCCAGUCUUCGAUGAGCCAUCCAUCGGGCAAAUCUGGAGUUGCCGCCAAGACUUCACUUCAUAGCAGCAAUGACAGCGGUUUCGCCAAUGAGCCACCACCACAGCCGGAGGUUGACUAUUCAGAUGAGGAGCCGGCCACCCAACGUGUGCCCAUUCGACGACGCGCCGAUACCAAUUCGCAUACCCAUACAGUGCCCAGGGAUGUGGCCUCUUGGACACUGAAUCGCAAUUUCGGGAAUAGCGUGGACAGCCAAAUCGAUGACAAGAGUUUGCACCGCUUGAGCCGGCAGAGUGGUGCUGGCAUCGGUGGUGCUGGUAAGAUGCGCUAUGAUCUGAUUGCCUCCGAUGAUGAGAUACUCCAGGCAUCGAGUGCUGGCUUGAAGCGUACGAAAUCAUUUUGGAAAUUUGGCGGUGGACGCAGCGGUGAGGAUAUAUUGGCUGGCAUGUCAUUGUGGCAGCAUCGUGAUCUUGUUGCGGCACCCAAUUUGGAUGAGUUACGCGACAGGGAUAUGGAGCUGGAGAGACGAUCAAAUGAGGAACGAAAUGGUACAUUGACCAAAUCGCAUAAUUCAAAUUCAUCGCAAGAGAAACGAGAAAGGAGUAUUGUUCGUAAGGAUAGUUUGACUAGCACCGAGCCUUAUGGUGAUGAUGAUGAGAAUAUCUAUGGCAUAAGUCAGGCACCACAGCAACAGCAGCAACAACAACAACAACAGCAACACUCGCAGCAGCAGCAGCAGCAACAACAAUCGCCACAGAGAAGCAGCUAUACGCCCAAAUCACGCAUGAAGAUCAUGAAAACAAUUGAGAUUGAUAUUGAGGAGCCAAGAGAGGAACAGAGGGAACAGCAGUCAAAAUCGCAUACUUUAAGUCGAUCGAAACCACAGUUUCCACCACAUUCAACAGAUGAGGGCGAAAGCGAUGAGCAAGGCACACUUAAACUAAGCGAUGUUAAUAACUUUUUCGAUGACAAUCUAAUAGCAAAGACCAAUGGCGGCAGCGGCGGUGGUGCCGGCGGUGGUGGCCAUGGUGGUGGUCAUGGACAUGGACAUGGUUUGGUAAUGAAGACAGUUAAACGACAGGAUAUACUUAAGCAAUACUAUACCAGUGAGGAUGAUGAAUCCGAUGCGGAAUUAAAGUCAACUAGCUCCGAUCCCUACGAUUGCAUUGUGAUCAAUGAUCAUUUGGUGCGCAAGGAUGACAAAUUGCGGGCACGUCAUCAUCACCAGCAGCAGCAGCAGCAGCAUCAGCAACAUCAACAAAUGGAAUUUCAUACAUUUCGCUCAUCCACAUCGACAACAGCGACGAAUACGCUAAAGAAAUCAUUAUCCAAGGAACAGGAUAGCAGCACACUGACACGCAAUUCUAAUGUCAAUUCAAGUGCUCCAACAGCCACAAUAUUGCCACGUACCCGCCUUCUUAAGUCAUCGUCGUCGUCCAGCAAUAACCACAACAACAGCAACAACAACAACAACAGCCAUCACAAAAGUACCACAUUGGAGCGUAACUCCAAAUUGCAUACGGGCAACAAAAGCUAUGGCCCUUGGUAUGAUUUCUGGGAUCAGGAGCAACAACAACAUGGCAUGACAGGACAAAAGUCAUCGAGUGCCAAAUUGAAAUGAUGUGAAAAAUUCAAAAGAUCGAAGCCUCCCAAUUUGCCACUGUGAAAUUGCGUCACACCAAGACCAACGAUCGCUCCGCUCCCAUGAUCUAUCGAAGCGUUAACAAGUAGCAACGACAGCGUAAGGUGGAGUUUCAGUUAUGACCAAACUUCAGCCACACAAAAGAUUAAAAAAUACAAUAUAAUACUAUACUGAAUACAAAAGCAAAAACAUUCAGAAAUUGUAUCAGUUAGAAGCUCUACAUACAUAUAUAGAUCUACUUUAAUCGAACAUUUUAUUAAACGUGUCUACAAUAAA